Molecule: messenger RNA, 2440 nt
Organism: Mastomys coucha (southern multimammate mouse)
Lineage: Eukaryota; Metazoa; Chordata; Mammalia; Rodentia; Muridae
Product: nuclear autoantigen Sp-100-like
Exons: 24
Coding region: 2-1948 (648 amino acids)
Biological process (GO): regulation of transcription by RNA polymerase II
Cellular component (GO): nucleus
Molecular function (GO): DNA binding; DNA-binding transcription factor activity, RNA polymerase II-specific; protein binding
Source: RefSeq, a predicted model, not a curated record
GAUGUCCACUGAACAUGAGAACACAGAGACGUUUCCCUUUGAAUGUAUAUUCGGGCACUUCAAGAGACAGAAAGUGGCGAUUUCUCAUGCGAUAAGAACUACAUUUCCUUUUCUUGAGGGCCUCCGAGACAAUGAUCUCAUCACUGGUAAAAUGUAUGAAGUAAGUGAAAUUUACUACACCAUAACCUGGUAUUUAGAGAGAGGAGAAACAGAAGCCUCAGGAGAUGUGAGUGAUGCUGAAGUCAAGCUAGAUCAGAAUAAGUACCCUGAUUUGAGACUCAUUUGUAAAAGCUUUGAAAAUGUGUUACCAAAUGAAUUGUAUUUCCAAGGAAGUGAUGGAGGGGACCCGAACUCCCAGCUAAGUCUUGAACAAGGACCUAGUGGCACCUCUUCUCAAGGAAGCCUGACCUGGUCACCUGUGGCUCCCUCCUCAACUGAGGGCUUGAGAAGUGAUGAUAGAAGAAAUUCCGGCCUCAUGCAGGAAAACCAAACUGAGAAUCCUCAGCUCUCUGAAUCACAGAAUCACCGUGAUUCCUGUGAACUCCAAGUCCAACUGAGAGCUGUGCGACUCAACCGUGAACUCCAGAUUAAUCCCUGUUUUGUGCAUCUGGUAGAUAUAAAAAAGGAAAAUUCACCAUUUCCCUCGGAUGGUAACCAGCAGGCCCGAGCAAGGAUCAACCAAAAUGGGGACUCUGGGGUAAUAGAACUCAGCAGUGGGGAUUCUGAUGAUGGAGAGAACUUCUCAGAAGCUUCCACCUCAGUCCCCUCCCAACCAGCGCCUGCAUAUUCCAGAAACCUCCCCACACAGAGAACAUACAGAAGAGGAGAUACGUCUGAUACUGACAGCUCAAUCACCAUUAAAGGACGGAAGAGGACGGGACAUGCCAUGGAUGUUGGAAACAAUCGGAUCCAGGGAAAAGAUGGCAGAAAAAGAAGGAAAAAAAGAGAGAGACAUGGAAACUACUUGAUACGGAACAUCAAAAUCCCAAGCUGGAAAACAGUUUUCCUAGCAAGAAGUACCAACCCUUCUUCACAAAGAGGCAGAAAAAGAGGUCGAAGAAUACCCAGAGAUGAAAAUGCGGAUUUUAGAGAAACUGAGCUUCCUGUGACAUGUGGCAAUAUUAAGGGGACUCUGCAUAAGGAGAAAUUUAAGCAAGGCAUCUAUGUGAGGAGUAUAAAGAGUGAGACAGGACGGUGGCUCACUCCCAUGGAGUUUGAAAUUGAAGGAAACCGUGAAAAAUCCAAGAAUUGGAGGCAAAGCAUCCGCUGCAAGGGAUGGACCCUGAAAGAACUGAUAAAGAAAGGAGAACUACAAGACCCACCAAGAAAAAAGAAGGAAACCCCACCAAACCCAAGGCAAACAGAGAGACAGCUGGAAAAUCCAAAAGCAUGUAAAAUAUGCGGCCAACGACGGAAAUUGUACCCUUGUGCUACUUGUAGACAAUUCUAUCAUAAGAAUUGCCACAUCCCACCUGUGGAAGAUACGAGUAGCGCAUGGCAUUGUGCCUUCUGCAAGACAAAGAAUCAGUUAAGGUGCCAAAAAGACCAAGCACGUUAUAAGGAAGCUGAGGUCCUGAAGAGGAAGAUGUCACCGGAGGAACAGCUGAAAUGUGAGCUGCUUCUCUUGACUAUCUAUCGCUGUCCAAAAAGUGGCUUUUUUAUCCCCAAACCAAAGCAAAGGAAAGAGGACUUUCCAGACAUCAAGGAGCACAUGUGGUUAAACAAAAUCAAGAAUAGGCUGAAUAAGAAGGCAUACCAUUCGGUACAACGCUUUGUGAGGGACGUGCGCCUCGUCUUUCAGAACCACAGCAUAUUUUAUAAAAACAAGUUCAAAAAUCUUGGAGUCAGAGUAGGAAACAAAUUUGAGGAGACUUUCAAAAGGAUUUUCUCCAUUGAGGAGACAAGCAAAGAACAUCAACCGUGUAAGCACACCGUUCUGCUAACCUAGUCCUUUCUGAUCCCUCCACGACACGUCCCCAGCAGCCGACAGUGCGAUGCUCAGAGAGCCCACCUUUCUGCAUAGAGAGCCUGCCACACCCCCCGUCUCUUUCUAUAGCGCCCUUCCUGUUUGGUCAUCUUUCUAAAGAAAACUCAGGGCAUACCAUGUAUGUCACACUGGUGAACUGUCAGGUGCUGAGCCCACUGAGAAGAUGACUCUGGAAGCAGGACUGCCCCCUCCCCCAUUGCAAACCCAAGUCUCAUAAAAUGCCCUCCGAAGUAUUUUGUCUAGGGGUGGCCUUGCCCCCCUAACUCUGGGACGGGGAGGAGGAGCCAGCAAAACCAGUCCAACAAUGAAAAUUCUGGGUUCUUAAAAACAGCUAGAAGGUGACCGUUUCUAACAGAUACUACAACUAUUUAUCCUGGGAUGUAAAGUGGGAAAGAGAAGCCAGCAAUUCAGCCAUGGGAGCCCUGUCAUGGAGAGAAAGCUCAAUUGGAAACU